AUGCUGAUUAUCGGACUGACUGGCUCCAUAGCAACGGGCAAGUCAACAGUCUCAUCUAUCCUCUCCACGCCACCCUACUUGCUCCCAGUAAUCGAUGCCGAUCUUCUCGCCCGCAAAGUAGUCGAACCUGGCACCGCAGGCUACAAAGCAAUCGUCAACUAUUUCGGCCCCAGCACACCAGACCUACUAUUAGAAAAUGCGCCCACAAGUGUGAAUGGAAAACCACUGAAUCGGCCGGCGUUGGGGCGACGCGUCUUCGGCAGCACAGAAGAACGCAAACGUGACCGACAAAUUCUCAACGGCAUCGUCCACCCCGCCGUACGGUGGGAAGUCUACAAAGCCCUGAUCUACCACUACCUGCGCGGGCAAUGGGCAGUUGUCCUGGAUGUGCCGCUCCUGUUCGAGAGUGGGAUGGAUCUGAUCUGCGGGACAGUGAUUGUGGUCGGCGUUCACGAUCCUGAGAUCCAAACGGCGCGGUUGCGCGCCCGAGAUGCGCAUCUUACAGCCGAGGAUGCAGAGAACCGGGUGCGGAGUCAGGGGGAUGUUCGGACGAAAGCGACGCAGGCCGAGUUCCGGGGGACGACGACAGGGCGCGGGGUCGUGUUGUGGAAUGAUGCUGAUAAGGCGGAGCUGGAAGUUGCUGUUAAGGGGGCUAUGGCUAGUAUUGCGGCAUCAAGUCCGAGAUGGUGGGCUUGGACGUUGUUGGUUGUGCCACCGGUUGGGUUUGGGGUUGCUGCAUGGAAUUUGAUCGUGAAUUUUGCGACGCAGAAAGGAUGGGAGAAGCGGAAGCAGGAGGAGAAGGCGAAGCUAUGA
Molecule: messenger RNA, 813 nt
Organism: Penicillium digitatum Pd1
Lineage: Eukaryota; Fungi; Ascomycota; Eurotiomycetes; Eurotiales; Aspergillaceae
Product: putative dephospho-CoA kinase
Biological process (GO): coenzyme A biosynthetic process
Molecular function (GO): ATP binding; dephospho-CoA kinase activity
Source: RefSeq, a predicted model, not a curated record